This is a messenger RNA of Astyanax mexicanus (Mexican tetra), 1897 nucleotides long. RefSeq names its product zinc finger protein 501-like. Gene Ontology annotation, cellular component: nucleus. Gene Ontology annotation, molecular function: DNA-binding transcription factor activity, RNA polymerase II-specific; RNA polymerase II cis-regulatory region sequence-specific DNA binding. Gene Ontology annotation, biological process: regulation of transcription by RNA polymerase II. The transcript has 2 exons. NCBI's taxonomy places the organism in Eukaryota, Metazoa, Chordata, Actinopteri, Characiformes, Acestrorhamphidae. The record is from RefSeq and is a predicted model, not a curated record. Bases 478 to 1668 code for a protein of 396 amino acids.
CAGCUGGUUGCCGGAUGUAGCGCCGGUGGCUUCUGAGCAGGACUAGAGUCUUUGUUUUAGAAACACAGCAGCAGACUGUUGGAGGUUAAGGUGGAUUCAGGGCUGUUUAUUGUUUUAGAUCAGAUCAAGUAACAGAGUCAUUGUGAUGUAUUGAUUGGACAUGUUCUAAUAGUUUCAGCGCUUUGGACAGAUGUUUGCUGUGGUUUAAAAUGAAGACUGUAUUCUCUGUAGGUGAAUAUGGAAGGGUGGUUAGAGUUUCCCCCGGUCUCCAGUAAAGUGGAGCAGCAGAAGAUCCAGCUCUGAUCAGCAGCUCCACACCUCUGUACUCAGACUGCUCUGCUGGAGGAACACCAUCAGCUCACCUGCUGCAGAACUCAAUGCUAUGCUGUUCCAAGUCUUAUCCUGAUCCCAGUGUCAACAUUCCUGCAGUCAGAAGAUUUCACCAAAGAUUUUAAGCUGCUGAACGAAGGGAAGAACAUGGCAUCCUGUGAAAUCUCCAAUACUCAACAAACACCCUCUGCUACACCUCCCACACAAAUACGGAAAAGUACAGACAAGAAGAAAAUUCACCACUGCUCAGAGUGUGGGAAGAGCUUUACUACACAGAGUCAUCUCCAAAUACACCAACGCAUUCACACUGGAGAGAAACCGUAUCAGUGUUCAGAGUGUGGGAUAAGUUUUAAAACUCAGAGUCAUCUCAAAGGACAUCAGCGAACUCACACUGGAGCGAAACCGUAUCACUGUUCAGACUGUGGGAAAAGUUUUACUCAACAGAGUAUCCUUACCAGACACCAGCGCAUUCACACUGGAGAGAAACCAUAUAACUGCUCAGACUGUGGCAAGAGUUUUAUUCAAAUGGGUCAUCUCCAAAAACACCAGUGCAUUCACACUGGAGGGAAACCAUAUCUCUGCUUAGAAUGUGGGAAGAGUUUUACUACACAGAAUGAUCUCCAACAACACCAGCGCAUUCACACAGGAGAGAAACCGUAUCUCUGUUCAGACUGUGGGAAAAGUUUCACUCAACAGAGUAUCCUUAUCAGACACCAGCGCAUUCACACUGGAGAGAAACCAUAUAACUGCUCCGACUGUGGAAAGAGUUUUACUCAACAGAGUAUCCUUACACAACACCAGCGCAUUCACACUGGAGAGAAACCAUAUUUCUGCUCAGACUGUGGGAACAGUUUUACUUCAAAGAGUAAUCUCCAGCAACACCAGCACACUCACACAGGAGAGAAACCGUAUCAGUGUUCAGAGUGUGGGAUUAGUUUUAAAAUUCAGCGUCAUCUCAAAGAACACCAGCGCAUUCACACAGGAGAGAAACCAUAUCACUGUUCAGACUGUGGGAAAAGUUUUACUCAACAGAGUACCCUUACAAGACACCGGCGCAUUCACACUGGAGAGAAACCAUAUUUCUGCUCAGACUGUGGGCAGAAUUUUAAUCAACAGAGUCAUCUCAAAAUACACCAGCGCAUUCACACUGGAGAGAAACCGUUUUACUGCUCAGACUGUGGGAAGAGUUUUAUUCAACAGAGCGUUUUUAUACAACACCAGCGCAUUCACACUGGAGAAAAACCAUAUAACUGCUCAGACUGUGCAGUUAGCUUUAAGUAUCUACGAACACUCAACAAACACAAGUGCAUAAAGAGCAGCCAUGGAAAUCGGCAGUGAAGCACCUAAAACCAUUCCAGAUCACAACCCUGGCUUUUAACAGUUUCUAAGCAUAUUCAUAAAACAAAAUAUAGGUAUAGUGUAUGUAUGUGGGUGAUUGACACAUUUGACUAAAAAAAAAAAUAAAUAAAUAAAUAAAAUCCCAAAUGUAAGUCAUGGAAAUCACUGAGUCAAGUUCUGUCAACUCUUAAAUUAUAUAUAUAUAUAUAUAUAUAUAUAUAUAUAUAUA